CAGCAACAACGGAAAAACCCUUUUCCCAAACUUUAAAAGCAUUUUAUUGAAAAAUUCUUAAAUUGCACUCAUAUUAUUUGAUUUGUCAAUUAAUUAAAUAUUUAAAAAAAUCUUAACUGAAAUAAAGAUGAAUCAAAACGGUCAAACAACAGCUAAACGUAAUAAGAAUCGUUCUUCUGGUAUUUCAUCAAAUAAUCCAUCUUCAAUGUCAUCCAAUGUUCAAAGAACAAUGAAUCGCUCGAUGCGAACCAAUUACCCAAAUAUGCGCGGUAGUGAUAUGUCAUUAUCAUCAUCAUCAUCAUCAUCAUUACAUCGAAACAUUCAUCCAUCAAAAUCAUCACAAUCGAUGAUGGUAUCACAAGCAGGUGGCAGUAAUAAUCAUUCUCAUAAUAAUAUGGCAAAUACAGCUCCAGUAUCCACCGAAGUACCAUGUAACAGCGGUGUUUACAAGAAUAAACGAUUUGUUCAUUCAAUGACAUCGUUGAUCGGUUGUUUGAUUGAAGUUAAAUUGAAUAGCGGUAAACGUUAUGAAGGCAUUCUUAAAACAUUCUCUCCCGAUUUUCAGUUGGCAUUGUGUUCAGCUGCUCUGAUUGAUAAUAUUGAGGAGGAAAAACGUUGCCAACCUACCGCAAAUAACAACAACAAUAUCGGUAAUCUUUUGGCAGCGUUAGAAUGUGAAGAAAGUGUUGUCGAAACAUUGGUUAUCAGUCCUAAAAAUUUGGUCACAUUCAAGGCAUUGAAUGUUGAUCUGGAUUUUGCGACUAAAAAAGCUGUAAUGACUGACAGUGAGAUUGCAAAACAUGAUGGCAGUACUAAACAACACCGGGAAUUAGUUCCAUGGGAUGGCGGUGAUGACAGUAUUGAUGGUCAUGAUUCAUUAGGUCUAGAUUCUUCAUUGGAUGAUCACAGUGGAUUAUCACUAGGUGGAGGAGGCGUAUCAAAUGGUUGGAAAACUGAAGAUAUGUUCAAAUUGAAUGAAAGUAAAUAUAAUAUAGAAACGACAUAUCAGGAUGAUAUGUCAGAAUAUACUAUUAAACUAGAACAUCGUAAUGAUGAAGAAUAUCGACAACGAGAAGCACAAGCUGCAAAGAUCGCCCGAGAAAUUGAACAAGAUUCUACACGUGUGGCACGUUAUUCUAAAGAAGAUGAACUUGAUGAAGAAUCUCGUUACUCGGCUGUGAUUCGUAGCGAUCCCGAUAUAACUGAAUCGGGAAGCAAUAUGGCAUCUCCAUCGAAUAAUUAUAAUAAUAAUAAUCAUCAUCAUCAUUAUAGGAAUGAUAUGAAUCAUCAUCCAUCUCGAGAUCAGCCUGAUAGAAAUCGUGAUAAUAAUCUUCGCAAUAGUAAUUCUGGAGAUAAUCUUGGCGGAUUUCGAACACAAACUUCUCGACAAAGUCGUAAUCGCAUGAAUACUAAUCGUAAUAGUAGUGGUGGCAGCGGUGGUGUUGAUCGUUCUGGUGGUGGUCAAUCAAUCGGUCCAAAUGAAGCAAAUUGGCGUGAUGCUAAUAGUCGAGUAAGCGCUGAUCAUCGCUAUCAUCAGCAGCAAUCACAGCAACCAUACCGUUCAGCACAGAAUCCAAAUAAACCAAAUUCUGGAUAUGUAGAUCGUAAAUAUAAUGCUAUAAAUUCCCAGCAGCAAUCAUCCAGCCAACAGCAGCAGCCACAGCAAACGUACCAAUCAAGUGCGGCUAGUCAAGCCAAUAAUAAUAUUAAAUCUAGUUAUUCAUCAGUUUCUGCACGAAACAUAUCUAAUGAUAUAAUGGCCACGACCAAUGAAAUGGAAACUAUUAAAACAUUUGCAAGAAGCUCUGGUCAACCACCAUCAUCAAACGAUCCGGAUAAUGUUGGAUAUCAACGUAAAACAUCAUCUGGAAAUAACUCGAAUAGUUUGCCACAACGUGAAUCAUUUAAACAACAACGUACGCCUUAUAAUCGGGUUGUAGAGCAGCAACAACCCCAACCGCAUCAUCAUCAAUCGCACCAGCAUCAUUCAUCCCAACAAUCACAUUCGGAAUCAAAAAUGCCUUCGAAUAAUAAAUCAUUAGAAUCAUCGGAUAUGUCAUCUACAAAAUCGUCGCUUCCUACAUCACCAUCAUCCGGUCCAUCAUCAAAUAUUUCGACUCCUACUGCUGAAUCAUCAUUGAUGAAAUCGCAAUCAGUAGCUACCAAUUUUGCUUCAAAAGCAGCAGAAAUACAUCAAUCAAAAUCCAAUGAUCAAAAUUAUCAGUCACAAGCUCGUAUUACGAGUCCAAAACAAGGACUGGAUAUUGUAAAUAAUAACAAUAAUAGGAAAUUGCCUGAUUCAUUACCUGCAGGAGAAAAUGGUCGACCUACUAUGGUCGAUGCUGUUAAAAAAGGUGCUAACAUGAAUCAACAACAGCAACCGCAACAACCAUCAAAAUCUUUGAUAAUCAGUUCGAAAGAUAGCGUAGAUUCUAAUGAAUCAAAAAAGUUGCCAUCGGAUUUGACAGUUACGCAGACAUCUCCUUUAUCAUCAACUAUCCUUAAUAAUCCGGCGACCACCAGUAAUUCUAUUACUACAGCUUCGGUCAGUUUCACGUCAACAGGAAAUACAGCUACUACUACUGUCACAACAUCAUCUUCCUCAACGAUUACCGUGCAACAACAACAACAGCAACCGCAACAAUCAACAACAGCAUCAUCGACACCAUCAUCAGUUGAUGCCCAUGAAAUAGUGGUUACAUCAAAAUUGAAUCCCAAUGCCAAAAUAUUUACUCCUCGUGCUGUUCAAAUGCCUACGGCAACUCCACCACAGCAACAAAAUCCCCAGCAGGUUGUGGCACCUAUACCACCACACAACUAUCCAUCACCUCAUGCUCCUUAUCAAUCUGUCGUUGCCGGACAUAUGCCAGCAACCACACCACCAUCGAUUCCAUCGACACCUUCAUUAGCUGGACCAGCCGGUACAGGUCAAUUCAUCCCUUAUACUCAUCCUCAUCCUGGCGGUGGUGGUCCACCUGGUCAACAUCUAACUGGUCAUGCUGCUCAUCAUCAACAACAAUCCAUUCGUUAUCCAAUACAAUUUCAGUAUAACCCUAUGAUGCCGCAUCAGAUGGUUCCACAAUAUAUAGCCAUACAGCAUUUCGCAACUUCCAUGCCCGCAGGUGCUGUGACGGCAACGGCUCCUCCCACAGUAGCUUCUCAACAGUCUUCAGGUGGGCCAUCGAAUCAGCAACCACCUCCCGGUUCUUCUCAUCAUAUGAUUUCGGCGAAUGCCGCUCAAUCGAUGGCAACUCAAGCUGGUGCUAAUUCUUUAGUUCAAAAUAAUGGACACGGUCCUCAACAACAACAAGGACCUCAACAACAAUCGCAAAAUGUCAAUCAAACGCAGCCGCGCGGACAUUAUCGUGGUGGUGGUAAAAAUGGUCCAGGUGGCAAUAUGAAUUCUAAUCAGCAACCCCAACAGCAGCAACUUAUACGACAUCAACAUCAUGAAGCAUUUGUUUCACAGCAACAGGCACAGGUGGCCAAUGUAACCGGACAGCCAAUUAUGACCGGUGCCACUCAACCACAGCAUUUACCUGUUGUAUUUCCAGGUCAGGUGCAUCAUCAUCACCAUGCACCAAAUCAAAUUCAUCACAGCCAACAAGCUGGACAAAACGCAGCCAUGGCUGCUCAGCUUGCUGCAUCGGCUCAACCCGGUCAUCAUAAUCAAGCAUUAACACAUUUCAUGUAUCCGGCGGGAUUUCCGCCACGGCCGUUAUUAGCAACUCAUCAAUCACAUCAUCAUCAUCCAAAUGCAUUAGGCAUGACUAUUCAACCUGGUCUAUAUGCACCACCGGAUUCACAUAUGCCUACUGUCUAUAUGCAAACUGAAAUGCCGCAUCAGAUUGUUACUGCUCAAUCUAUGGCACCCCCACCUAAUGCAAUGGUUCCACCUCCCAAUAAUAUUCCACAAACUAUUGUUCCAACUACCGGUGGAACUAUGCCUGCACCAACAGGAGCGGCAGCAACGUCAACGCAAUCAUCUGUGCCACAAGGUUCCGUUCCAACUUCUCAACAAUCACAACAACAACCUACAUAUGGGUGAUUGAAUAAGAUCAAUUUCAAAACCGAAUACUAAUAUAAUAAAUUCAUUGGAAAUUUUUUGUCCUGUUCAAAUGUUAUGCAUUUCUAGAUAAGAUCUGUACAUUUACACUCACAUAUACAUUCAAUUUCCGAAGUUGUUGAACAGAGAUUCUAUACAGUGAACUUUCUUUUUG
Dermatophagoides pteronyssinus (European house dust mite) is the source of this 4220-nucleotide messenger RNA. RefSeq lists its product as uncharacterized. Gene Ontology annotation, cellular component: cytoplasmic stress granule. Lineage: Eukaryota; Metazoa; Arthropoda; Arachnida; Sarcoptiformes; Pyroglyphidae. Gene Ontology annotation, biological process: cytoplasmic stress granule assembly. The record is from RefSeq and is a predicted model, not a curated record. Gene Ontology annotation, molecular function: mRNA binding.